Messenger RNA from Bufo bufo (common toad), 924 nucleotides. Its product is annotated as olfactory receptor 11L1-like. The transcript has a single exon. The record is from RefSeq and is a predicted model, not a curated record. Gene Ontology annotation, biological process: G protein-coupled receptor signaling pathway. Lineage: Eukaryota; Metazoa; Chordata; Amphibia; Anura; Bufonidae. Gene Ontology annotation, cellular component: membrane. Gene Ontology annotation, molecular function: G protein-coupled receptor activity; olfactory receptor activity. Bases 1 to 924 code for a protein of 307 amino acids.
AUGGUCUUGACAAAUAAUAUCACCUCCAUUUUUCUUCUGGGAUUUCCAUAUCUUCAUCACUUCACAUUUUUGUUCUUCUCACUAUUGGUUAUUAUAUACUAUGGGACCAUUACAGGUAACCUUAUUAUUAUAGCCUUGUAUUUGGUGAGUAAAUCCCUUCAGUCUCCCAUGUACUUCUUCAUUACACAGCUAUCAAUAUGUGACCUCCUGGUGACUACAGAUAUUGUCCCCGUCCUUCUUCACACUGUACUGUAUGGAGGCAGUACUAUGACUCUCAUCAGCUGCAUCAUCCAAUUUUCUGUCUUUGCUACCACUGAGUCCUCGGAGUGUCUUCUUCUGUCACUGAUGUCUUAUGACCGUUAUCUUGCCAUCUGUAACCCCCUCCGUUAUCACUUCAUUAUGAAUCAUACAUUUUGUGUGACACUGGUAAAUAUUUCUUGGUUGAUUGGUUUCAUGGUGACAUUGAUUGAUGUAAUUUCGUUGCGUAAUCUUCAUUUCUGUAGACCACAUAUUAUUGACCAUUUCUACUGUGACAUUGAACCACUAAUGCAGAUCUCCUGCUCUCACGUAUCCAUAAUCCAUAAAAUAAUAUUGGGAUUUUUAGUUGUAAUUGUGCCUUUCAUAAUAAUUGUGGUGUCCUAUGUGUACAUUGUCAUCACCAUUCUGAAGAUCCCAUCCAAUACAGGAAGACAGAAAGCCUUCUCCACCUGUAGCUCCCACCUCAUUGUGGUUUCCUUAUUUUAUGGAACAUUAAUGAUUGUUUAUAUGUUUCCUACAACGGGACAAUCAUUGACCCUGAGUAAGGUCUUGUCUCUAAGUUAUACUGUGCUGACCCCUCUGCUUAAUCCUAUUAUAUACACGCUGAGGAACAAAGACUUUAAAGAAGCUUUCCACAAACUUAGAACAGUUGUCCUCUUUAAAUAA